Orbicella faveolata is the source of this 828-nucleotide messenger RNA. RefSeq lists its product as uncharacterized. The record is from RefSeq and is a predicted model, not a curated record. NCBI's taxonomy places the organism in Eukaryota, Metazoa, Cnidaria, Anthozoa, Scleractinia, Merulinidae.
AUGUCGCGCUUUAGAGAUUUAAAACUUUGCUUCUUCGCAUCUUCAGUUCGAACAUUUUAUUUUUCAGGGAAGAAAUACACUGUUGAAGUAUACAAGGAAUUUCCUUCUGACUGGUUCAAGGGACUCAAUAUCAAGACACAGGUGACUUCAUCUACAUAUCACAAUGAGAUCAACACAUAUAAAGUGAAAUGUGGAGGGAGCUUGGAAAUGUGGGAGUCAUCUGGCUGGAUUCACAAGCAAGACCCCUAUGGCUGGUUUCAAUGGUAUUGCAGAUUUUAUCUUGGUCGCCGGACAGAAGAUGACAGACGACAAGUGGAUCGAUGGAAGAAAUGUGCUGGAGACAAGGGACGCUGGAGAAACAACCUCAUUUCAAAGAUCGUUCGAAGUGGUUGUGCUUAUGAUAACUUUGCCGUGUCACCUGUAGUUCGACAAACUCUUCAACACUGGGCUUACAAACUAAACAAGAAAGAUUUUGAUCAGUAUGCCAAGAAAGUUAAACUUUAGAAACCGUUAUGUACACCUUACUGACCUUAUGAGUUACUGAUCAAGCCUGUCGCGAUGGCUGGAUAUUGGCCUAAUAACGUAGCUGUGUUUCUGUCAGAUUCAGCUUGGCAAGAAUCGAGAUGCUAUGUUCGUCGCUUCCCACCUCUCCCUAUUUUAACUGGCAGUGACAUCCACAGAUGUCAUAAAAAAAUUGCUUUUCGCAUUUGUUCAUUUUCAUUUAGUACCGUUCUAACGGGCCACUAUUUAUUGUCGUACAUUUUAUGACUGUAUUAUAUAAUCAAAGCGGUUUUAGGUGUGUAUUCUUUUAGCAAUUAAAGAUGUAGA